AUGGACGAUGGAUCCAUUGCGAUCGUGGGCAUGGCAUGCCGCUUUGCCAACGUAGCAUCUCCAACCCAGUUUUGGGAUAUGAUUGAGAAGGGUCGGAGCGGCCAUGGUAGAAUACCUGAGCGGUGUUUUGAUGCUGACGCCUGGUAUCACCCAUCAAGAGGUCGACGUGGAGCGGUCAUCACCAAAUCUGGAUUCUUUCUUGACGAUGUCUCACAUUUUGAUGCUCCCUUCUUUUCCAUCACUUCUUCCGAGGCGGCAGCAAUGGAUCCGAUGCAGAGGCUGGGGCUCGAGGUGGCAUAUGAGACGUUUGAAAACGCGGGUAUUACAAUGCAAAACCUGUCAGGGAGCAGGACUGCGGUUUACAGCGGUGUCAUGACUGCUGACUAUCAGGAAAUCGCCGAAGGUGACUUAUUUUCCCUUGGAGAUCAUCCUGGAAGUGGAACGGCGAAAUCGAUCUUGGCCAACCGUAUAUCAUGGUUCUUUGAUCUUCGCGGCCCCAGCCUGUCAUUGGACACGGCUUGCUCUUCUGCUCUCUACAGUCUUCAUCUUGCUUGCCAGGCAGUGCUAGCUGGAGAAUGUGACCAGGCACUAGUAACUGGCACGAAUCUCAUCCUCCAUCCUAAUCUCAUGGCUCAGUUCACUGCGAUGCACAUGAUCACCCCUGAUGGAAUUAGCCACACAUUUGAUGAGUCGGCUAAUGGAUACGGUAGGGGUGAAGGAGUGGCAGCGGUGAUGGUUAAACCCCUCAAGGAUGCCAUUAGAGAUGGAGAUGUGGUUCGGGCUGUUAUUCGUGCCACUGGCGCAAACUUCGAUGGCAAAACGACGGGUAUGACCGUUCCGAGCGGAGAUGCCCAAGCUGAAUUGAUUCGUGAGACGUACAAGAAAGCUGGAAUUUCCAUGAACGACACUUGUUAUUUCGAGGCACACGGCACUGGAACGCCACUAGGUGAUCCAAUUGAGAUGCAAGCUAUCGCCAAAACUAUUGGUGCCGAGCGAAAAGCCGCGGAUAAUGGUCCUCUCUACGUCGGCAGUGUGAAACCCAAUGUCGGCCAUACAGAGGGUGCAGCUGGUCUGGCCGGCCUCAUCAAAGCAGUAUUGUGUCUGGAAGCUGGCAUUAUACCUGCUGUGACUCGCUUGAAAAAGCUGAAUCCCAAACUCCACAUGGAAGACUGGAAUCUGAUUGCGCCGAUGGAAAACGUAUCGUGGCCCCAGGAAGGUGUUCGACGAGCCAGCGUGAAUUCAUUUGGCUUUGGUGGCGCAAAUGCUCAUGUGGUUCUUGAUGAUGCAUUGCAUUAUCUCUCCUCACGUGGGAUUCAUGGGCGCCAUAUCACACAUCCAAUUCCUCUCCUGGGCCACUCGCCCAUCAACCACGACCUGGAGCAUGGAUCAUCGUCAUCGUCCGCAACGUCUUCCUCAGAUUCUUUGUCUUGUUCCGACAGCGAGGGUAAUUCUACUGGCAUUGCAGAUGACACCGCCAGCGAAGAUACCCCGGAUGUAGAACAGCAAGACCAUCUAUUUGUUUUCUCCGCCCAAGACCAAGGUAGCUUGGACAAGAUUGCUUCAGGUUACGCAGGAUUUCUCAAAGAUGAGCCUCAGAAAGACAACAUUGCCACCAUGCAGUCAUUGAGUCACAUUCUUUCAGAAAAGCGUACUAAACUGGAUUUCCGAAGUUUUGUUGUGGCGCAUAGCUUGGCCGAUCUCAGUGCCUCUCUUGAAGCAAACCAACUGCCCCGCGAGCGCUCAUCUCCCAAAGACAAAGCCAUCUUCGUUUUCACCGGCCAAGGUGCUCAGCGAGCCGGUAUGGCUCGUGAGUUGUUCUCUGACCCAGUGUUUAGCGAGAGCAUUCGGCGCAGUCAGAAGGUAGUGACGGCCUGCGGUGGUGAUUGGGAUAUAAAACAGAUGCUCAUGACGGGGUCGGCACAAGAGCUAGGAAACCCGCUUUACUCACAGCCUCUUUGUACAGCUAUCCAGAUUGGCUUGGUGGAUAUGCUAUCUACCUGGAACGUACAGCCAGCUGCUGUUGUUGGCCAUUCAUCUGGCGAAAUAGCUGCCGCCUAUUCUUCAGGUGUUCUAUCUCAUGAAGAUGCUAUGUACGUGGCAUACUACCGUGGCACACUUUCCAGCGUCGUCUCGUCACGAGCAGGAAUUCAGGGCAGCAUGCUGGCCGCGGGAAUAUCGGAAUCUGAGGCCGCCAAAUACAUCGAUGGCAACGAUUCGGUCUCAAUAGCCUGCAUCAAUAGCCCAUCUAGUGUAACACUCUCUGGUGAGAGCAGUGCGGUUGCAGAGGUACACGAUGCUUUGGUAAAGGAUGGCAAGUUCUCGCGCCAGCUGCGGACGGGGGUGGCUUACCACUCUCAUUACAUGGCGGUCGUUUCCGAUGAUAGCAAGCGCCUGCUAGCCGGCUUAGAGGAUAGGCUGGGACAAAUGCGAGUGCCGAUGUUCUCUUCUGUGACAGAGGAGCGCAUUGAGGGCAGCAGACUCGGCGGGGAUUACUGGAUGGAGAAUAUGUUGAGUCCCGUCCGAUUUGCUGGAGCAUUGCGCAACCUUGUAACUGGUGCGAAUAUCCACGACGACGAACUGCUAGACACUGAAUACAGCGCGAUCAUCGAGAUAGGGCCUUCUAAAACGCUUCAGGGUCCCAUCAAGCAGAUUCUCUCUGCUAUCAGCCCUCGAGUCGCAAAGAAGCUGCCAUAUCGCUCCAUGCUGGUGGCUGGGAGCCACGCGCGCAAGACAUCACUCGAGGCUGCGGGAUUCCUUUGGUCAACGGGACAUUCAAUUGACCUGAGAAAAGUCAACGGAAUCUCAGCAGCAUCCGAGUUGGACUUGUGCAUGCUCCCCCGCCUCCCCAGUUACCCCUGGAACCAUGAAAAUAGCUUCUGGCACGAGCACCUAGCCAGCCACGCUGUCCGUACUCGGAAGGAGCCCAGAACGGAUCUUUUAGGGAUGCCGGUUGAUGGUCAGAAUCCUUUCGAGCCUAGAUGGCGCAACAUUCUCAGCGUGGCCGAGAAUCCAUGGCUUGCGCAUCAUCGUGUGGCCUCGGCUUGUUUGUUUCCUGCUGCUGGAUAUCUUGUCAUGGCUAUUGAAGCCGUGUUGAAGUUGGCAGCAAAGGAUGUACAGAAAGAUCGAGUACUCCGAGGUAUUGAACUUACAGACGUGACAUUUGAAACUGGACUUGCGCUUCCAGACGAUGGCUCGGCUACCGAUAUUUCUAUAACCCUCAAACCGCAUGCGGCUAUGGAUGCAGUGUAUAGUUUCAGCAUUUACUCUGACUCUUUUGACCAGCCUGUACGCCGCCUUGUGGUUGGCUCUGUUGCUGCUAUUUAUGAAGGCCAACAUCAAGAAGGAGACCACGGGUUUGAAUUGGAAGUACAAAAACAGGAGUGGGAGGCGACCAGAGUCAAGUUACUGAAGACACAAAACCUGGCCAUACAACCUGUUGAUGUUAAGGAGUUCUAUGCCAAACUAGCAUCCGUUGGUCUGGAAUAUGGCCCGACCUUCCAGGCUCUAGAAAGCAUUGAUACUGUUUCCUCGGAGAAUGGAGCCUCGUCUGGUGGUGCUGCCUGCGGCACUCUCAAGGUGCCUGACACCAAGGCCAUUAUGCCCAUGGAAUACGAGUUUCCACAUCUCUUGCAUCCUGCGACGCUGGAUUCUGCGUUCCAUUUGGCCUUUGCUGCACUCGAGACCCAGGAGGAAAUGCUGCGCCCAGCAGUACCAGUUUCGAUUGAGCGUGUUUUCAUCUCAGCUGAUUUGCCUUCCAGCCCUGGUUCAACGUUUCUCGGCAUGGCCUCAACCAAACGCAUCGGAAAAGCGUCGCUUGUCGCCGACAUCCUCUUUGCCGAUACGGAGGUUCGUGGUCCGCAGAUUGUCAUUGAAUCGAUGGGACUGAGCGACGUGGGAGAGGCAUCAACUCAAGACGCUGGAUACAAUGCGACAAAUUCAGUCGCCAGCAAUCUGCGGACAGCUGACAUAGUAUGGAAAGAGGACAUUGCCAUGAUGGAAUUGCCUUUCCAUACUAAUAUCCAAGAUGGCCUAUCGCUGCUUACCUCAUGGCUCGAAUGCUACUUACACAAAUAUGCCAACGCAAAUGUCUUAUUUGCAGGAGCUGAGCAGGACAUGGAUCUUCUAGAAACUCUCCGCUGCACAGUUGCAUCACAUCAGAGGGCUGGCGGCCGGGGGAAGAUGUUUUCCUGCUCAUUGCCGCAGUCGGACGCAAGUGAGGACCACAGUACACUCCCUACAUACAUGCAGAAGUCUCUUGCAAAUGGCCCUUAUGAUGCAAUCAUACUAGUUGCUCACGGAGGCCGAGGAAACAGUCUCUUUUUGCAUUCCAUUUCACGCCUCCUUAACCCCGGCGGCCAAAUAGUGAGGCUCGAUGACAACGGCCGCAUAUGUAUGCAGAAGGGGGAUGAGGUGAGUAUUACUGUAGAUGGCAGCGAAAUUAGCCACUCUGGCAUGGCGAACUCGAAACAGCCAUCGUCAACGUUGUUGAGCACGUUAAUGCCAGAGCGUGUGAUCAUACUCGAGCGCAGUGUCAACGACCAGAAUCCGGAAGCUCUGCGGCUACGCGAUAGUUUGACCGACAUUCUAGGGCAAUAUGGGGCCCAAGUGACUAUUCAGUGCAUGGGUCAAACUCCUAUUGAAACCACCAAUUCGUACAUCAUCUCGCUGGUGGAAUAUGGCCAAAGCCUUGUGUACGAUUGGAGCGGGGAGGAUUUGAUCCAGUUCCAAAGCAUGGUGGCCAGCGCACGCUACGUGCUUUGGUUGACCACCGGCGGUUUGAUGACUCCUAAUGAAGACGGCCUGAAGUAUAGCCUUACUCAAGGGUUGUUGCGUACGGUUCGUGCGGAAUACCCCCAGCUGGUGCUGCCGCAUCUGGACAUUUCGCCAAACAGCUCGAGUCUUUGCGAAGACAUGGCGUCUAUUGUGACCAAGAUUCUGAGUAUGACCUUGCCUGGCAUUGACUCUGAGGUCCUUGUAGAGACCGAGUAUGCUGAGCUGGACAACAAAAUCUUCAUUCCCCGCCUCGUUCGUAAUGCAGCUAUGGAUGCUGAAAUCGAAUUGUUGGCAUCCAACACUACGUCGAUUAACAUCCGGUUGAACGAGUGCCCCCAACCUUUGAGGUUAUCCAUGGAAGGGUCUGUACAAUGGACGCCGUGCGAGCCACACAGCUCCGUAGGCGCUGGCAAGGUUUUGGUAGAGACCAGAUAUGUUGCUGGCUCGACUUUGGAAACGGCCGCCAUGCCGUGGGCCGUUGUCGGCAUCGUCCGAAAGGUAGGGGCCCGCGUGUCCGAUUAUCGCGUGGGCGACUUCGUUCUACCCCUCGACGUCUCCAUGGACCUUGAUGUGAAAACUAGCUUCAUUACCAGCACUUCCGAUCUCUUCAAAGUUCCCGAAAAUAUCUCGGCUACACAAUUGGCAUACUGGAUUACGCCAUUUAUUGUGGCGCACCAAGUCCUUAUUAACCAGCAGCAAUCAACUUCAUCAGCUUCUUACGGAUUGCUGUCCAAUCCUAAGAUGAUGAGUCAACUGACUUCUCAUCUGAGCAAGAAACUACAGCCAAAUCUUACACCUCCAGACAGUGCAGGCCACUCGCCUCUCCGGAGUUCAACACCAGAACUCCCAGAGCGACAACAUGCAGAUACCGGCGGUGUCCUGAUAGAUGUGGAAGAUUCGGCUUUGAGAGCUGCUCUGGGACAAACCGCACAUUGGCUUGGCCUAAAUGUGUUUGUCGUAGUACCCGAGGGUGAACAGGUCGAUGAGGAGGAGCUCAAUGGUUGUACCAUCCUGCAUCAGAUGACCCGCUCAUGUAGCAGGAUGAUGCGAAACAAAACUGGUGUUUCGGGUAUACGACUUGUGUUGUCAUCGCUUCAGAAUCCGGCAACUGUGAAACAUCUGAUGGCUAGUCUUGGGCCAGGCGGCCGCUUCGUGGCAGUCAACCCUUCAACUAACCGUGAGAACAACCUGAGAGCAGCUACUCCUCGUUUCGAUGUCACGCUAGAGCGUCUUGAUACUGCAUCAAUGGAUAUGUCCAAUAUGCGGAUUUCCAUGAGAGCUGUAUUCGCUUUAUUCUCCAGCAAGACGUUGACUCUCCCGCCACUACCACCCUCCAGCCAGAAGCCCAUAUCAGAGAUUGGCCAACUUUUAGAUCAAGCACAAGAUCAUAGACCCAUGAUCUUUUCGCUAGGGCCUCAAUCAUUCGUUCCAAUGCUUGUAUCUGGGCACUCUGCUCUUCUGCAGAGCAGGCUGGAUCCCGCUGGUACAUACAUCAUUUCUGGUGGCAUGGGUGCAUUGGGUCUUGAGAUGGCAGAGUGGCUAAGCGAACAAGGGGCCCGCCACAUACUUCUUCUAUCACGCUCUGGGAAACCGACCGACUCAGCUCUCUCCGCAAUCCGUCGUCUUUCUCAGCAGGGAUGUCGGUGUGAUGUGAUACGCUGCGACAUCAUCUCGGCUACUGAUGUAGAGUACGUGGCAUCUCAAGCCAAAAAGGAGAAUUGGCGUAUUCGUGGUAUCAUACAAGCUGCCAUGGUGCUUGCUGAUUCUCCAUUCGAGUCUAUGACAGGAGAACAAUGGACUACAGCCACAGCACCGAAAGUCCAGGGUUCCUGGAACUUGCACCAUGCUUUAGGCUGCCAUAAUGAUCUCGACUUCUUCAUCCUGCUUUCAUCUAUUUCUGGAAUCAUCGGCAACAGCGCCCAGGCUAACUACAGUGCCGGCAACACGUUUGAAGAUGCACUGGCUGCUCACAGACGCCAUCAGGGUUUCCCUGCCACCAGUCUGAAUCUGGGACUUGUCAAUAUGGAUACGGGCAACAUCGGUUCAGUGGAUGACUUCGUAAAGAAGUUUCCGCAUCUUGCAUCCGUUCUAGUUAGCAAGAAAGAAGUUAAGGCUGCGUUGCAGCUUGCUAUGCGCGGCAUUGGCUUGAACGGUUUGCAAAUACCCAGCCAAGUGGUAGUGGGUAUCUCGGGCUCUAUCCAACUUGACGACAAUGGAGGCAGCAGCUGGUCUACUGACCUUAAAUUCGUCCAUCGACUGGAUCGACAGCUACAAUCCGAUACUGCGGGCGAAAAACAACAAAAGGUAAACUACGAAAAAGCCAUCAAGAGUGCUAAAACAACCGAAGAAGCAAGAUUAAUUAUUGAAGAUGCACUUCGUGUGCAUGUCGCUGCCGCUAUGUCGUCGGAUGCAUCCAACAUUGACGUGGAUAAAUCGGUGACAGCUUAUGGAAUUGAUUCUCUGAAGGCUACAGAGGUGCGGAAUUGGUUCUUGAAGGAGUUUGAUAGCCGCUUGUCCAUAUUCGAGAUUCUCAGCCCAAUGCCCAUCUCGCGUUUGGCGCUGAGUAUCUUAAAGAACUCUUCAUAUAGCGAUCUGGCGGCUAAAUGA
Trichoderma aggressivum f. europaeum is the source of this 7380-nucleotide messenger RNA. RefSeq lists its product as uncharacterized. The record is from RefSeq and is a predicted model, not a curated record. NCBI's taxonomy places the organism in Eukaryota, Fungi, Ascomycota, Sordariomycetes, Hypocreales, Hypocreaceae. Gene Ontology annotation, biological process: fatty acid biosynthetic process; secondary metabolite biosynthetic process. Gene Ontology annotation, molecular function: phosphopantetheine binding; fatty acid synthase activity; oxidoreductase activity. Bases 1 to 7380 code for a protein of 2459 amino acids. The transcript is spliced from 7 exons.